AUGGCAGCGAAGUCGUCGAAAAACGAUGAGUGUGUUCGUGUGAUGGUCCGCAUCCGGCCCAUGAGCGGCAAGGAGGUGCAAGACGGACGACUAGAAGCCACCACGGCCAACUUCGAUCGUGCCGAGGUGUCUAUUCUCAACCCGGUGGCAGCGUCUUCCGAGCCCCCAAAGUCGUUCACGUUCGACGCUGCAUUCGGCGCGAAGUCCACGCAACAGCAAGUGUACGACACGGCCGCAACGGAGAUCGUGGAAGCUGUCAUGGAAGGAUACAACGGCACCAUCUUCGCAUACGGCCAGACCGGCGCCGGCAAGUCUCAUACCAUGGAGGGCUACGGAGACCAACCCGGUAUCAUUCCCAACUCGUUUAAACACGUGUUCGACAAGGUAGCCAUCUCCAAGAACAAGCGCAUUCUAGUGCGUGCAUCGUAUCUAGAAAUCUACAACGAAGAGAUCCGCGACUUGCUGUCAAAAGAUCCUAAAAACGCUCUAGAUCUCAAGGAAAACGCCGAUUCGGGCGUGUAUGUGAAAGGUUUAACCGCUCAUGUCGUCAAAGACGCAGCAGAGAUCGACCAUGUUAUGCAGACCGGUAAAAAGAACCGCAGUGUCGGUGCUACUCUCAUGAAUCAGACGUCGUCUCGGUCCCACUCGAUCUUCACGAUCGUUGUCGAAUGUUUAAGUGAAGGUUCAGCCGACGGCAAGGACCACGUGUGUGUCGGCAAGCUCAACUUGGUCGAUUUAGCGGGUAGUGAACGUCAGUCCAAGACGGGAGCGACAGGAGAUCGUCUCCAAGAAGCCAACAAGAUUAACUUGUCUCUCUCUGCAUUGGGUAAUGUCAUCUCGGCUCUAGUAGAUGGCAAGUCCAAGCACAUUCCGUACCGUGACUCUAAACUAACACGACUGCUUCAAGACUCUUUGGGUGGCAAUACAAAGACUGUCAUGAUUGCCAACUGUGGCCCCGCCGACUACAACUAUGAGGAGACUUUGACAACGCUACGUUAUGCAAGUCGAGCAAAGAACAUUAAGAACAAACCAAAGAUCAACGAAGAUCCGAAAGAUGCGAUGAUCCGAGAAUUUCAGGAAGAAAUCGAAGCUCUGAAAGCCAAAUUAUUGGCCAUUGAAAAGCAAGCGAGUGAAGGUGUCAGCUUGGACGGCACUGUCAGUUUAGGUGGCUUUGCUAACGCUUCAAUGGAGAUAGUGGAAGUAGAGAAGAUCGUCGAAAAGAUCGUUAUUGAAAAGGGAAUUAGUAUCGAGGAAGCGCAAGCCAUCGCUGCAAAAGCUCAACGGGAAAAGGAAGAAAUGUUGCAGAAAACACGUGACGACUUGGCGUUAGCAGCCAAAGACAAGGCGCAAGCCGAGUUGAAUAAACGCGAACUGGAACUGAAAUUGGAACGUGAACGGCAACAAGCUGAAGAACUGGCAGCGCAACAAAAAGUGUUGCUCGAUCGACUAGCAGCAACUCAAGCUAAGGUGCUUGUAGGUGGUGAAAUGAUGACGAAAGCAGCGCAACAAGAAAACGAGCUUCGACGUACGAAACUCGAGCUGGAAGAGCGUAAACGUCAAGAACUUCAACUUGCACGGGAGUUAGCAGAGCGAGAAGAGAGUAACCUCAUGCGGGAAGAAAAGUACCAGUCCUUACAAGAAGAAGCUGAAGCGAAAGCUCGGAAACUGAAGAAAGUGUACACCAAAGUGAAAGACGUCUUAGGAGAAAUCAAGGCCAUGGAGAAAGCUCAUACUCGUGAGCGUGAGGAUCUCCUGGACACGAUUCGACAGCUUACGGCGCAGUUAAAGCUAAAGUCUCUGGUACUCGACUACUUUAUGCCACCGCAGGCUGUUGCCAUGCUUGAGGCACGCGCACGCUGGGACGACGAAGAGGACGAUUUCACUCUCGAUAGACUCGAGCUGGCUGGUAAUACUCUGCGUCCUCGACAACGUCCCCCCUCUGCAAGUAGUGUGCGUCGACCCGAGACGUCGUCUGAUAAAAGUCGAACCGGAAAAAAGUUUGUCAUGUCACACAAUGACGACGAAGUCGACGAAAUUGCUCGUGCGGAAGAACUGGAACUUGCUCGCAAUCCGUUUUUCAUGUACGUGUCUGACAACGAAGGAGAUGGCUACGCUCCUGCUGCGUCUCGUAAGAAACAAAGCUCGUCUAGUGGCAGACCGAAGACGGCCCAGAAAUCGUCGAGAAGUUCAUCGAAACGACCUGAAACGGCGUCAAGAAGAAGAAGCGAGAAAAAGUAG
Phytophthora infestans T30-4 is the source of this 2238-nucleotide messenger RNA. Its product is annotated as kinesin-like protein. The coding region runs from base 1 to 2238 and encodes 745 amino acids. The transcript has a single exon. The record is from RefSeq and is a predicted model, not a curated record. Gene Ontology annotation, molecular function: microtubule binding; ATP binding; microtubule motor activity. Lineage: Eukaryota; Oomycota; Peronosporomycetes; Peronosporales; Peronosporaceae. Gene Ontology annotation, biological process: microtubule-based movement.